Molecule: messenger RNA, 1536 nt
Organism: Paramecium pentaurelia
Lineage: Eukaryota; Ciliophora; Oligohymenophorea; Peniculida; Parameciidae
Source: the annotation of a GenBank genome assembly
AUGCUUUAUAAUAGUAUUUUUAAGACUAAGAAUUAGAGUCCCAAUAAUGUAAAAACAAAGUAAUAAAAGCGUUAAAGUUCAAUUGAGAAACCUAAGAAAGAAAGAAUAAAAUUGUAAUUAUCUAGCAAAAUUGACUAAUUUGAAAAGGAAGCAAUAUUGAGUAUGAUAAAUUGUAAAAAGAAAUCAGUAAAUAAAAGACUUGUAAUAAUAUAGUUCAACUUAGAAAACAGAAUAAGGAAUAGAUAUAAUUGAUGAUUACUUAAUUUUAGAUUAAUACAAUACUAAUAAAUAAUAUAAAUCCAGAUCAUUUAGCAAUGCAUUUCCAUCUAAUAAAAGUGCAGAUAGAAAAGAUAAUAUACUUAAUAAUAGUAGUAAAAGACAGCAAAAUAAUAAGUAAAAAUAUUCUCUUGAAGAUGAUUUGUGUCUUGAUAAUUUUCCAUAAUAAUAUCAUAAAAUCAAACUUCUUGGUAAAGGUGGAUUCUCUUUAGUUUGGUUGGGAGAACAUAAAACCACAAAAAUGAGAGUUGCAAUUAAAUAAAUAAAAUAAUCUAAUUCAAAUCAAACUUAUCUACGUGAAAUAUGGUUUGGAUCUCAUUUUUUUAAUAAUGGGAUUCCAAAACCUUAAUUUAAAUCAAUUUUAGGAAUUAAAAGUUUAGUAUAAUAUUUAGGAUAUGAUAUUGGAAGAUCUGAUACGUGGAUUUUUACAGAAGUAUGUGGAGAGAAUUUAAAAAAUACUCUUUAUGAUUUGAAAGGAUAAUAAAUAAAAAAUGAAAUUGUAUUCAAAGUAAUUAAUCAUUUCAAUAUUCAAGAUGAUCUAAAAACCAUUAUAUAUAUGUUUAAAAUAAGAUCUUAAUAUUCUAAAAAAGAUUAUCAAAGACCUUGCUCAUGCUUUAAUAUUAUUAACUGAGUAACGGAUUGUUCAUUGCGAUCUUAAAACAGAAAAUAUACUAAUUAAAAAAUCUAGAUGUCUUAAUGGAUCUUAUAUUAUUACUCAAACAAAAUUAAUUGAUUAUGGAAGUAGUUUCAUAUUUGAUGAUCUCUCAUAAUUCUCUAUGGCAACUCCUGAAUAUAUGUCUCCAGAAAUCUUAAAUUAUAUUUAAUAUGAAAAUGGUAAGGAUUAUGAUAUCAAAUUAUUUGAAGUUUUAUAAAAUUACUAUAAACCUUGGGUAAUAGAUAUAUGGUCAUUGGGUUGUGUAAUUUUAGAAAUAGUUUAUGGGAUCCCUCUCUGGUUGUAAAAUAAAAUUAUUGUUAAAUAACAUAAUAAGGAAGUAAUUGAACAAGGCUUAUUUGCUGUAAAAAAUAGAUCUUUUGAUCAAAUUAUUUAAAAAUAAGCUUAUGUUAUUAAAAAUCUAGACUAUUUUCUAGACAAUAAUUAUUCAGGUAUUCCAAUUUUAUUUAUUAAGAGGAAUUAAAGUUGAUUUAGAAAUUAGACUCUUACUACGAGAAAUGCUUACUAUUAAUCCAGAUAAAAGAAUAGCUCCUCAUACUAUUAUAGAAUUUCUUUAACCUAAUAAAGGAAGAUUAAAAACUGAAUGA